GGGAGCGGCGAGCCGAGCGGCGGCUGGAGGGCCUCCAGCCAUGGGUUCCGUGGGGGGCGAGCGCUUCAAGGACCUCAGCCCCGUGGUGACGCCCGAGGGGAACGUGGUGAUGAGCUUCAGCUUCGACAGCUACCAGCUGGAGGAAGAGGAGCUUCAGGCCAAAGGCUGCCAGGCCAAAGGGGUCCUCACCUUCAUGGAGCCAGUCUGCGAAGACCCUGCGCCCCAGGAUCGCUACCAUGGGAUCUACUUUGCCAUGCUGCUAGCAGGGGUCGGUUUCCUCUUGCCUUACAAUAGCUUUAUCACAGAUGUGGACUAUCUCCAUCACAAAUACCCAGGGACCUCGAUCGUGUUUGAUAUGAGCCUUACGUACAUCUUGGUGGCCUUGGCAGCCGUCAUCCUCAACAACGCACUGGUGGAAAUGUUGAGCCUCCACACCAGGAUCGCGGUGGGAUACCUGUUUGCCUUGGGGCCCCUCCUCUUUGUCAGUAUCUGUGACGUCUGGCUGGACCUCUUCACCCAGGCACAAGCUUACGCCAUCAACCUCAUUGCCGUGGGCGUGGUGGCCUUUGGUUGCACAGUGCAGCAAUCCAGUUUUUAUGGCUACACCGGGAUGUUACCGAAGCGCUACACCCAGGGGGUGAUGACCGGCGAGAGCACCGCCGGGGUCAUCAUUUCGCUGAGCCGCAUCUUCACCAAACUCCUCCUGUCGGACGAGAAGGAGAACACCAUCAUCUUCUUCUUCAUCUCCAUCACCCUCGAGCUCAUCUGCUUCGUCCUCCACCUCCUGGUGAAGAGGACGCACUUUGUGAAGUACUACACCGCCCACUCUCGGGACAGGGGGCCCCCCGAGUCCAGGGGAGCUGGGGGCCACGGCUCUGGGUACAGGGUCCACCAUGACGUCACAGCCGAAGACAUCCGAUUUGAGAACCGGCCAGGGGGGCAAGAGGCCUCCCCCCCAGAAGCCUUCGGGCAGGAGGGGGAGCUGGCUGGCGGCGGAGGCACCUACGUGAGAUUUGACGUCCCUCGGGCCAAAUUCCAGAGGAGCUGGCCGAGCUUCAGAGACAUGAUGCUCCACUGAUACAUCGUCUCGAGAGUCAUCUGGGCAUACAUGCUCUCCAUCGCGAUGACGUACUUCAUCACGCUGUGCCUCUUCCCCGGACUGGAGUCGGAAAUCCGCAACUGCACCCUCGGCGAGUGGCUUCCCAUUCUCAUCAUGGCCAUCUUCAACCUCUCGGACUUUGUGGGCAAGAUCCUGGCUGCCUUGCCCUACGACUGGAGAGGCACCCACCUCCUCAUCUAUUCCUGCCUGAGGGUCGUCUUCAUCCCGCUCUUCAUCAUGUGCGUCUACCCCAGCGGGAAGCCCACCUUCGGCCACCCGGCCUGGCCCUGCAUCUUCUCCCUCCUCAUGGGCAUCACCAACGGCUACUUUGGGAGCGUGCCCAUGAUCCUGGCAGCGGGCAAAGUGAGCCCCGAGCAGCGGGAGCUGGCAGGUAACACCAUGACCGUCUCCUACAUGUCGGGCUUGACUCUGGGCUCUGCCGUAGCCUAUUUCGCUUACAGCCUCACGAGCCUCUCCCACAGCACCUGUUUCCGCACCGAGACCUACAACAGCUCCAUCACGCCAGGGUACUGA
Molecule: messenger RNA, 1633 nt
Organism: Lacerta agilis (Sand lizard)
Lineage: Eukaryota; Metazoa; Chordata; Lepidosauria; Squamata; Lacertidae
Gene: SLC29A4
Product: solute carrier family 29 member 4
Exons: 11
Biological process (GO): nucleoside transmembrane transport
Cellular component (GO): plasma membrane
Molecular function (GO): monoamine transmembrane transporter activity; nucleoside transmembrane transporter activity
Source: RefSeq, a predicted model, not a curated record